This is a messenger RNA of Betta splendens (Siamese fighting fish), 5744 nucleotides long. RefSeq names its product cyclin Y (gene ccny). Bases 526 to 1575 code for a protein of 349 amino acids. The record is from RefSeq and is a predicted model, not a curated record. Gene Ontology annotation, cellular component: plasma membrane; cytoplasmic cyclin-dependent protein kinase holoenzyme complex. NCBI's taxonomy places the organism in Eukaryota, Metazoa, Chordata, Actinopteri, Anabantiformes, Osphronemidae. The transcript is spliced from 11 exons. Gene Ontology annotation, molecular function: cyclin-dependent protein serine/threonine kinase activator activity; protein kinase binding. Gene Ontology annotation, biological process: regulation of cyclin-dependent protein serine/threonine kinase activity; regulation of canonical Wnt signaling pathway.
CUGAAAGCAACACGGCAGCGGAUGUAGCAGCAGCUAUCUACAGUAUAUUAUAGACAACCAUGUAGCGCAGAAAGCGAGCGUGUUCUCUACCGACUAGCGAACGUAUCGCGUUAUAUUAAUUCAUGACGCCACAAAGUAACAGUGCCCGUGUCUGUAAAGACAACUGGAUCCGCGGACCCGAAUCAGCCUACAAGGCGGGGUGAUCCACGGUCAAACAGAAGCCUGGUAAAGGGAGACACUGUCUGUCCGCGCCUGUAUGUUUGAAAGGGAACGCCGGACUACUCAUGGUUUAUUAGUUUACCUUGGUGUUUUGUCCGCUUUCAAAUGACUCCACUAACACAACUGAACGCAUUGUAGACAUGUAACGCUAACGGAUACCGGGGCCAGUUUGUAGCGUGCACUAGCUCUGUCGCUCCGCGUUACCGCCCUGCUUUUCCUCCUUUAGUAACAUUAGCGCGAGCGACCGAGCGAAGGCUGAGGCUGCAGUGUUGUGGGUGAGAGCUAUCGCCCCAAACCGCUUUCACCAUGGGGAAUACCACCUCCUGCUGCGUGUCGUCGAGUCCUAAGCACCAGAGGAACAACCACUCCAGGCUCGAGCCCUACCGGCCUGAGCCGGAGCUGAGUCGCGAGGACACCGGCUGCAAUCUGCAACACAUCAGUGACAGAGAAAACCUGGAUGAUUUGCCAAUGGAAUAUAAUCCAUCAGAUCAUCCUCGAGCCAGCACUAUCUUCCUUAGCAAAUCACAAACCGAUGUUCGGGAAAAGCGGAAGAGCCUUUACGUUAAUCAUUUCACUCACAUUUUGGAAAACAAGCAUCACCUGAGCACGAUGAGACGGAAGUACAGCUCAUGUUCCACUAUAUUUCUUGAUGACAGCACUGUUAGUCAACCCAAUCUUAAGUACACCAUCAAAUGUGUAGCCCUUGCAAUAUACUACCACAUAAAGAACAGAGAUAUUGAUGGAAGAAUGUCGUUGGACAUUUUUGAUGAGAAAUUGCAUCCACUGUCGAAAUUGGAGGUUCCUGCAGAAUAUGACAAACAUGAUCCUGAGCAGAAGCAGAUCUACCGCUUUGUCAGGACGCUGUUUAGUGCUGCACAGCUCACAGCUGAGUGUGCAAUUGUGACAUUGGUGUAUUUGGAGAGGCUGCUGACCUAUGCUGAAAUUGACAUUUGUCCUGCCAACUGGAAGCGAAUUGUGUUAGGAGCCAUUCUACUGGCAUCCAAGGUCUGGGACGACCAAGCAGUCUGGAACGUUGAUUACUGCCAAAUUCUCAAGGAUAUCACCGUAGAGGACAUGAACGAACUGGAGCGUCAGUUCCUGGAGCUGCUGCAGUUCAACAUCAACGUACCGUCCAGCGUCUAUGCCAAGUAUUACUUUGACCUGCGCUCCCUGGCUGAGGCCAACAACCUGAGUUUACCCCUGGAACCCCUCAACAGGGACAAGGCCCAGAAACUAGAGGCCAUCUCACGGUUGUGUGACGACAAAUACAAGGACUUGAGGAAAUUAGCCAAGAAGCGAUCAGUAAGUGCAGACAACCUGAUGGUGGUGAGGUGGUGUCCAGCCAUAAUUUCCUAACACUGGUCACCAGCCGCAUGGAGCAGAGGUAUUGAUGAACAUGUCAGGCAUGGUGUAUAUCUGCCUGGUCAACAGGCAAAGUGUAAGAGACACACACCCACACAAUCCAGCUUUUAUAGUAAGUCUGGAACCUCUCUGGUUGUUGUACAUAAAACAUGCCCCACAGACUGCCUGCACUGAACCAAAUGGAGCUGAGCUUGAACCAAACCUAAAUGUGCAAUUGAAAAUGGGUGAAAACUAUGACAUAAAGAAACCAGUUUGAAAUACAAGACAGUGUUUAGCAUUGGGAUAGAAAAAUAGGGACCACUUUAAUGUGAAAUAUUAGUGAGAGUUCUCUAACUCCCUGUAAGGCUCAACUGGCUUGUUGUGGUUGACUGAUGGAAAAAAUGUACAUUCCAUGUAUUCUAUUCCCCUAAUCAGGUUUUCUUCAUCAGUUCUGCUUUUUUUAUUGAGUUUCUGUUCUUUUGCAUCCCCAUCACACAGCUACCAGAUCCAUUCAUAUAAAUGAAAAAAAAAAAGUACAUUCCAGUGUCAACCUGAGUGAACACACAUCUGACUCAAUCACAUAUCACCAGUCCUUACUAAUGAACUAUCACUGACUGAUCUUUUACAUUACAGACACUGUAUCUAAGAAGUCUGUGUUUUUCGCUCAAAUGCAAAAAAUUCCAACAUGCGUAAGCACAGCAACACACUGAUUUACAGAAGUGAUGACAUCCAGUCACCAGUCACAUCUAGUAACACUCGUGCAUGCUUUGUUGGUGCACUUAAAAAGAAAGUGUGCUUGUGAGAUUGCUAACCGGGAGCUAGGGGUGUCUAUUCUGAGACAUACUGUAAAGUUUAUGUUGAUCAUUGAUCAUUGGUCACUGCCACUGUCCUGACCUGUGGUGCCUCUAAUAAACAAACAGUUCUUAAGUAUCUAAUGGAGUAAAUGAACAAAAAAGUGAAGCUGCAGCACAUACAAGGUCCCGACAUUUUAAAACUACUAGUUCUUCAGGGUUGUUUGUUUUGAUGUUGUUCAGUAAACAGCCUACAUGAAUAAAUAAGCAUUACGUGAUGAUUUGAUUCAGACACUUAAAAUAUAGACUGUAUAUAUUUUGCUAAACUUUCUCUGUACAGUGUAAAUACAGUGGUACCUGUUGUUGUACUGCAAAAAGGCAAACCUGAACAGAAUAAUGUUGGAAUAUUUAUAUUACUUCAGUUUUUUCUGUACAUGAAGAGGACAGUGAAUAUAUGUGAAUUUUUGUUUGUAUGAGAAAUCUUUUAAAAUGAAAAGAGAAAUAUUGAGAUUUAAAUGGGAGACACCACUGAAUAUUUUGUAGUUUCUUGGUGUGAUGUUUUUGCACUGCACAUAAUGCCAAUUUAUUAUUUGUGACUUCGCAAAGAGUGAAUUCAACAGCCAUCCUGUAUGUUUUAUGCCUGUGUGGAAGGAAAUAACUCUCCGUACCAGCUGGAGGCAGUGGAGGAAGGGAGGCUGCAGAUAUUAUUUCAAAGUAAAAUCAAACUGAUUCUCCUUCCUGUUAAGUUUGCACAUUUGCAGCCUGAUGCAAACAAAUUCAACAAUACAACUCUAGAAAUCCAACAUACUCCAUCAUAUAAAGACCUAUGACUUGCAUCUAUCAACUUUGGGUUAAGAAAGAAACUAUAUAAAAGGUAUAUCACAAACAUAGUUACAUGUCUAGUGUGCUCAGAGGCAUUCAGGGACAGUACACAGUGUAGGUUAUCUGUGUUUUAAAAGCUAAAAAAAAAACAUUAAUUUAGCUUCAUCUGGAUGCAGUCCCAAGACUUGAUUAUUUAAAAAACAUGCAAGAGCACUAAAGAAGUGGUUGUGUGUUCUUGCACAUUCAUUUCAAUAUUCAGAUUAGAAUUUUCUCUCAGAUUUCGAAGUGAAGUUUUUGAGUAAUUAUGUUGAGCAUUAAAUACUUUUAGACUGAUAAAUGAAAUUGUCUGAUUGUCUUAUAAGAUUGUUUUGACAGUUUUGAGCCUGUUUUGCAUUUACAUGAAAUGAGAUUUAAUACCUGUUUCAAAGUUUCAAGGUCAAUUGUGGUUGUUUGCCUUAUAAUCAACUAGACAUUCUUUUAUUACAUACAUGAUUGUUUUGAAAUAUCAAUACUGUUCUAUUUCAGCGAAAACUGAAAAUAAUACAAUUGGCUUCAUAAACAGAAAGGGUCAUCUAAUUUAGGUCUCUAGCUUCUAUUGUAAACUUCAUCUGCAACUUUCACAACUAUGAUUUAACUUAUGAUGUUGUUCGAGAAUCAGACAGUCAGGUCCAAGUGCCACAUUUUUAACGUGCACAUGAAGUAGCACAUGAAGUCUAUAGAUGAUGGAACAAAAAUAAUUUUUUUAGAAUUUUUUUUCUGUAAACCACCACAUUCACAUUGAAAUCACGAAGCAAGUUGUGCAACAAAAGCAACAUGUGCCUAACUUCAGGGAGUUUGGUAAAACUGGUUUUAACCAAUAUGGAACUACAGCCAUUUUCAUACACACACAUGCAACAAACAAAUUGCUUUUCAUACUUGGAUGAAAAUCUUUUGCAUUUAAUGACCACCUAGAGUCUAGGACCACAGAUGACCAAAUGCUGAUGGAUCAGUAUCCAUCUGCAGUAUUAGGUUUGCAGCACUUGGCUGAUUGUGAGCAGGGAGAAUAACCUAUCGAGUCCAAAAUUCACCCUGGUGCUUUUAGCAGCAGACAGGUACACGUAAUCACUAAACACCAAUGACUAUUUCAUAUUGGCAGCUGUACAUUUCUGUGCCAUGACACUGCCUCUGCCAUGUUUGACAGAUAAUUUGGUUGCUUUGGAUGAAGAGAUGUUACUUUUAUUUGUCUCUCUUUGUCUCUUUUGUUUUUGUUACUUUUUUUAGAGGCUACACUUUGUAUCAUCAUCAUAUUUCUUUUUUUGCCCUUUUGUUUGGGUGGAUUCUGGCAAAAUCAAAUCUUUCAUCUGUUUGCACUUUGUUACAAAGCAUCUGUAAUUAUUGUAAAUGCAAAUGUAAAUGUAGGAACAACAUCCAGGCCUUUUAUCUGCCCGAUUAGUCAUGCAGUCAAGGAAACAGGUACCUCACCCCCGGGCACGCAAUUCUUGAUCUUCCAUGUAUGAGCACCCCAAAUAAGACAUGUUCAUUUAAAAAUUACUGGAUGGUCAUUAUUUUGGCAAAUGCCUCACCUUAAGCUGAAAGCCUAUUUCAGCUUGACUGUUUGAUUAAAAACAUGACUGGUGGUGUGCACGUGAAAAAUUUAAAUUUUAAAACACUACCUCUAUUAUUCAUGAACCUAAUGCUAUAUUAAAAGUUGUUUUAAAAAUGUUUUUUUUUCUGCAUGGUGGGUGAAAAUGAGUACAAGGUUAUGUUUAGGGGUGAGGUCGGUUUGUUUUACUGUGUUCAGUGUUGCUACUGUUACACUAUAUACAGUUCAUCAACAGCAUAGGGUAUUAGUACUGUUGUUGGGUCCCAAUAUGGUACAUUUCAUCCAGACUUCCUCGACCUUGUGGUGUCCUGUCAGCUGGUUACUAGGUGUGUGUCAUAGACUACUGUUUGUGCACUAAACUCUACCUCUGCAUAGAGUUUUUCUUUUUUGCCUCGUUAUCAUCAUGACAGGGUGGCACGGUGGUGCAGUGGGUAGUACUGUCCCCUCACAGCACGAAGGUCCUGGGUUCUAUUCCCAGGAUGAUGCAUGUUCUUCCCUGUGUGGGUUCUCUCAGUGCCCUCCAGUAAACGCAGGUUUACAUGCGUUUAGGUGCCCGUGUGUGUGUGAAUGGUUGUCCGUUCUGCAAUGGACUGGCAAUCUGUUCAGCCUUAGCUCGCUGGGGCCCGAAUGGGUCGAAAAUGGAUGAUUUGUAAUCAUGACCUGCCAUCUACAAAUUCAUUACUAUUCCUUCCUAAGACUUCCAAUGGCAGCUGCAGCUGCAUUUGUGACCUUUUUUGCCUAUUUGUUUUAAUUCAUACUUUUUACAACUACUUUGUUCAGUAUUGCUACUGUCAGUGUUUCCUUCUUAGCGAGUCAGUUGUUUCUGUUCUCAGUUUGCCAAACUCAGAUCCCUCUCUGUUCUCUUUGUAUUUUUAUUUGUUUAUGUAUCUGUUUGUUUUUAAUAGGAUCUUAAAAUAAAACUCAUUCUUCUAUGAAACAAUGUUUAGAAAAAUGUGUGCAACAAUAAAACUACUAAAUCUUGUAGUAAA